Molecule: messenger RNA, 648 nt
Organism: Panicum virgatum (switchgrass)
Lineage: Eukaryota; Viridiplantae; Streptophyta; Magnoliopsida; Poales; Poaceae
Exons: 1
Coding region: 1-648 (215 amino acids)
Biological process (GO): DNA integration
Molecular function (GO): nucleic acid binding
Source: RefSeq, a predicted model, not a curated record
AUGGUCGGGCCACUCAAGAAGGCACCAAGAGGGUUCACCCAUUUACUUGUCGCAAUCGAUAAGUUCACAAAAUGGAUAGAGGCAAAACUGAUAACCACGAUCGACUCCAAGGAGGCCGUCAAGUUCUUCCUGGACAUCGUCUACAUAUUCGGGGUGCCCAACUCCAUCAUCACCGAUAAUGGGACCAAUUUCACAGGUCACUACUUUCAAGAAUUCACGGAAGGAUACAUGAUCCGGAUCGACUGGGCAUCGGUCGGACACCCGCGCACGAACGGGCAAGUAGAAAGAGCUAACGGCUUAAUCCUCCAAGGGCUCAAACCGUGCAUUUUUUACAUGCUCAAAAAGUUCGCGGGUCGUUGGGUGGAAGAGCUGCCGGCAGUGCUCUGGAGCUUGCGAACCACACCUAACCGAUCCACAGAGCUGACACCUUUCUUCCUAACGUAUGGCUCCGAGGCCGUGCUGUCUUCCGAUCUGGACUAUGGCGCGCCUAGAGUCAAAGCCUUUGACCAGGCGACGGCAGCUGAAGCCCAGAGGGACGCCAUGGAAGUCUUGGAAGAAGCAAGGCUAGCUACACUCCACCGAUCGGCUCGCUACCAACAAACUUUACGUAGGUACCACGAGAGGCGCAUAUGGGAGAGGACGCUGUAG